This is a messenger RNA of Sporothrix brasiliensis 5110, 1116 nucleotides long. RefSeq names its product zinc-binding protein oxidoreductase ToxD. NCBI's taxonomy places the organism in Eukaryota, Fungi, Ascomycota, Sordariomycetes, Ophiostomatales, Ophiostomataceae. The transcript is spliced from 2 exons. Gene Ontology annotation, molecular function: oxidoreductase activity, acting on NAD(P)H. The coding region runs from base 1 to 1116 and encodes 371 amino acids. The record is from RefSeq and is a predicted model, not a curated record.
AUGUCCUCGUCCAUUCCUCCCACUACCCGGGCCGUUGUUGUCCGUGGGAAGGGCGACAUCGCCCUGGAUCCCGCCGUGCCAACGCCCAAGUUGCGGGAUGACUACGUCCUUGUCCGCACGACCGCUGUGGCGCUGAAUCCCACGGACUGGAAGACGGCCGACCUUUUGAUGGGCGGUGACCCGACCGGCACGCGUGUGGGUUGUGACUAUGCUGGCGUCGUUGUUGCGAUUGGCGCCAACGUGACGAAGCCGUUCAAGAUCGGCGACCGCAUUGCCGGCGCUGCCCACGGAUCAAACCAGGUGCAGAAGGAAGACGGUGCCUUUGCCGGCUACAUUGCCGUCAAGCCAGACCUGGCUAUUAAGAUCCCUGAUUUCUUGUCUGACGAGGAUGCUGCCAGCUUGCCAGUCGCAGUGACUACUGUGGGCCAGGGCUUGUACCAGGGCCUCAAGCUGGCCUCGCCUGAGAAGCCGCUGACGACGCCCGAGAACAUUCUCAUCUACGGCGGUGCCGCGGUCACGGGCAUCCUGGGCAUCCAGUACGCGAAGCUGUCGGGCUACCGCGUCCUGACCGCAGCGUCGGCCAAGAACGCCGAAUAUCUCAAGUCACUGGGCGCGGACGUGGUCGUUGACUACCACGACACGGACGCUGCGCUGGCCGAGAUCAAGAAGGCCCUCAACGGUGGCGCGCUGCGCUACUCCUGGGACUGCAUCUCGUACCCUGAGACUGGGGCGUUCUGCGCCAAGGCGAUGGCACUCACGCCGCAGUCGCUGGCCAGCGGCCCAGACAGCCUGCAGUACUACCAGUUGCUUGCCAACCCGAUCGAGAAGCUGCAGGAGAUUGACUCGCGUAUCGGCGGUGGCAUGUCGCUGUACUACACGGCGUUCGGCGAGGCGUUUGAGAAGUGGAUGCCGUUCGAGGCCAACCCGACGAACUUCCAGUUUGCCCGGCAGUUCUGGGAGUCGACGCAAAAGCUGAUCGACGGGGGCAAGAUCAAGCCGCCUCGGGUGUACGUUAACCAGGGCGGCGCGGACUUUGAGGGCGUGCUGAACGGCCUCAAGGACCUCAAGGCUGACAAGGUUAGCGGCGGCAAGCUGGUGUACACCAUUAAGCAGUAA